Molecule: messenger RNA, 2160 nt
Organism: Dovyalis caffra
Lineage: Eukaryota; Viridiplantae; Streptophyta; Magnoliopsida; Malpighiales; Salicaceae
Source: the annotation of a GenBank genome assembly
AUGUCACCCAACAAUCAGAAAAUUACAACUACAAGAAUACACAUAAUGGCUUUAGAUGGUAUCGUCAAUGUAAACUCUUUGUUCACCUUAGCGCUUUUUCUUGGUCUUGCAUGGUACCCCACAACACCUGACCCCAACACCACGCUUAUCACUGAUGCUUCCUGCACCGCACCUUCUUCCAUCGCCGAGGACCUCAUCGCCUUCCACGUCUACUCUUUCAGCUCCUUUCUCUUUUCCAGUCUCAUUGCUUUGGCUGUUAAGCAGACCAUCAAGCUUUUUGAUACUAAAAAAGUCGAGGAUUCUGAUGGGGUGGUGCGUAGUGCUCCUCUGGCUCAUGUCAACUUGGUGGUUUUGCGGGCUGGGACUUUGGUUUCUGGGUUUGGGUCGGUUUUUGGAUGUGGGUUCUUGAUGAUGGCUUUGGUGGACUUGGUGCAAAUAAAGUUGGGGAUUUUGGGCUGUGGGAGUUUGCAUACAUUUGCUGCUAUUACUCCUUUGGUCAUUUUGGUCCCUUUGGCAUUGUAUUUAAUUGCAUUUUGUAUUGGGAAUGCUUCAUGCUAUCGCUUGUAUAAAAUUGCCAUGUUUCAGGGGGUUGGCAGUGACAAUGGCGUGAAAUUUGUUUUAUUGCAAUAUAGUAAUGAGUUGAGGAAAUCAAAGAAGUGUUUAGUAGCAUCAGAACCGACAUUUGACAUUUCAAUGGCUAAAGAUCAAGUUGCUAUCUUCAGUUUUCGCUGUUUCUGUUUCAUCAUAGUACUGCUAUCUGCAUUCUCAUUUCUCUCAUUUCUGUUCUGGUGUCAAUGCUCUAGUUCAUGCUACUACAGCAGUCAAAUCAUAUUGCAGAAGGAAAACCAACCCAUCAAUCUCCUUUCUUUCCCUUUGGCAUGGAAUCGUCUUUCGUUUCCAUCAAAACCACCUUCAAAAUACCUUAAAAUCGCACUCUUCGUAAAGAAAUGGCCUCAUAGAUCUCAUGCAGGUGGACUUGAGCGCCAUGCCCUGACCCUUCAUCUUGCUCUUGCCAAAAGAGGGCAUGAGCUUCACAUUUUCACCGCUUCUCUCUCCAACUCCUCCUUCCCUAGGUACCCAAUGAGCAAUUUAUAUUUUCACCUCUCAAAACCAACAGCUGCUGGUUAUCUGGACCAAGCUUUAGUCUGGAAGCAAUUUCAAACUCAAAACUCAACUGGAAAAGCCUUUGACAUAGUCCACACUGAAAGUGUUGGGCUGUUGCAUACUCGGUCACGGAACCUGACCAACUUAUCAGUUACUUGGCAUGGGAUUGCAUAUGAAACCAUUCAUAGUGACAUCAUCCAAGAACUUCUUCGGAAUCCCGAUGAACAGCAAGCAUAUGCAUUGACUGAAAGAAUUACCAAGGUUGUUGAGGAGGUCAAGUUUUUCCCGAACUAUGCUCACCAUGUCGCCACUAGUGAUCAUGCUGGAGAUAUACUAAGAAGAAUUUAUAUGAUCCCAGAAGAACGAGUCCAUGUUAUUCUCAAUGGGGUCGAUGAGGAGAUUUUCAAGCCAGAUCCUGCUAAAGGCAAGUCAUUUAAGCAGAAAUUUGGGGUCGUAGAGAGUAGAUCAUUGGUUUUAGGCAUGGCAGGGAGGUUAGUGAAGGAUAAAGGACACCCCUUAAUGUUUGAAGCUCUGAAGCAGAUGCUUGUGGAAAAUGGCACAUUUCGUGAAAACACCAUUGUUCUGAUUGCUGGAGAUGGUCCUUGGGGUGCUAGAUACAGAGAUCUUGGAGCCAAUACACUAAUUUUGGGGCCGUUGGAACAAGCUCAACUGGCAAGCUUCUAUAAUGCAAUAGAUAUUUUUGUAAACCCAACUCUUCGAGCUCAGGGAUUGGAUCAUACUUUGUUAGAAGCAAUGCUUUCUGGUAAGCCAGUGAUGUCCACAAGGGUAGCUAGCAUUACUGGAUCUGUGAUUGUUAGCACAGAAGUUGGAUAUACCUUUUCUCCUAUGGUAGUUUCUUUGAAAAAUGCACUUUAUAGGGUCUGGGAAGAUGGCAGAAGAGGUCUGGAGAAGAAAGGCCAAGCUGCUAGGCAGAGAGGGUUGCAAUUGUUCACUGCCACGAAAAUGGCAGCAGCUUAUGAAAGGCUAUUCCUUUGCAUAUCAAACGACAAUAGAAAAACAGAGGAUUAUUGCCAAUACCAAUCUCCAUUCAAUUAA